Molecule: messenger RNA, 1989 nt
Organism: Castor canadensis (American beaver)
Lineage: Eukaryota; Metazoa; Chordata; Mammalia; Rodentia; Castoridae
Source: RefSeq, a predicted model, not a curated record
AUGGCCCAGCCUGAGAGCCAGGACAGCUGGCCAAAUGCUGAGGGCAUCAGUAACCCGGCGCUGGGGGGUGUGGCUGCUCAAGUGACCACACCCACUCUUGAUGAAGCUGAGCACGCUGGGGCCACAGCCAAGAAGAAAAGCAAACCCUUGAACCUCAAGAUCCACAGUGGCCUGGGCAGCUGUGAGAACAUUGCGUCUCAGCAGCGCUCCCCACUCCUGUCCGAGCGCUCCCUGCGCUCCUUCUUUGUGGGACAUGUGCCCUUCCUGCCCUCCACCCCGCCCGUCCACACCGAGGCCAACUUCUCUGCAAAUACCUUGUCAGUGCCGCGAUGGUCCCCGCAGAUCCCACGCAGAGACCUGGGCAAUUCUAUCAAGCACAGAUUUUCCACGAAGUACUGGAUGUCUCAGACAUGCACAGUCUGUGGGAAAGGAAUGCUUUUUGGCCUGAAGUGUAAAAACUGCAAGUUAAAGUGCCACAACAAAUGCACCAAAGAAGCCCCACCCUGUCAUCUCCUGAUCAUCCACCGAGGGGAUCCAGCAAGGUUAGUCCGGACAGAGUCGGUCCCAUGUGACAUCAACAACCCUGUAAGGAAGCCACCCCGGUAUUCAGACCUGCACAUCAGUCAGACGCUCCCCAAAACCAACAAAAUCAACAAGGACCACAUCUCUGUCCCUUAUCAGCCAGACUCCAGCAGCAACCCCUCGUCCACGACAUCUUCCACGCCCUCCUCUCCAGCGCCUCCCCUCCCUCCUAGUGCCACGCCGCCUUCUCCCCUCCACCCUUCCCCACAGUGCACCAGGCAGCCGAAGAACUUCAACCUGCCAGCAUCCCACUACUACAAAUACAAACAGCAGUUCAUCUUCCCAGAUGUGGUGCCUGUGCCAGAGACACCGACGCGGGCACCACAGGUCAUCCUGCAUCCUGUGGCCUCGAAUCCAAUCUUGGAAGGAAAUCCUUUACUUCAAAUUGAAGUGGAGCCAACCUCAGAGAACGAGGAAGGUCACGAGGAAGCCGAGGAGUCUGAGGAUGACUUUGAAGAGAUGAACCUGUCCCUCCUGUCAGCGCGGAGUUUUCCACGCAAGGCCAGCCAGACCAGCAUCUUUCUUCAGGAGUGGGACAUCCCCUUCGAGCAGCUGGAGGUCGGUGAGCUCAUCGGGAAAGGCCGCUUUGGACAGGUGUACCACGGCCGCUGGCACGGGGAGGUGGCCAUCCGACUGAUUGACGUCGAAAGAGAUAAUGAGGACCAACUGAAGGCCUUCAAGCGGGAGGUGAUGGCCUACAGGCAGACGAGGCACGAGAACGUGGUUCUUUUCAUGGGUGCCUGCAUGAGCCCGCCCCACCUAGCUAUCAUCACCAGCCUCUGUAAGGGACGGACCCUCUACUCUGUGGUGAGGGAUGCCAAGAUAGUCUUGGAUGUCAACAAAACCAGGCAGAUUGCCCAAGAAAUUGUGAAGGGCAUGGGCUACCUCCACGCCAAAGGCAUCCUUCACAAGGACCUCAAAUCCAAGAAUGUCUUCUACGACAAUGGUAAAGUGGUCAUCACAGACUUCGGACUUUUCAGCAUUUCUGGGGUCCUGCAGGCUGGCAGGCGGGAGGACAAACUGCGCAUCCAGAAUGGCUGGCUGUGCCACCUGGCUCCGGAGAUCAUCCGCCAACUGUCCCCUGACACGGAAGAGGACAAGCUGCCCUUUUCCAAACACUCCGACGUCUUUGCACUGGGCACGAUCUGGUACGAGCUCCACGCCAGAGAGUGGCCUUUCAAGACCCAACCGGCAGAGGCAAUAAUCUGGCAGAUGGGCACAGGCAUGAAGCCCAACCUCAGCCAGAUAGGCAUGGGGAAAGAGAUCUCGGAUAUUCUUCUGUUCUGCUGGGCCUUUGAACAGGAGGAGCGGCCCACCUUCACCAAGCUUAUGGACAUGCUGGAGAAACUGCCAAAACGGAACCGUCGUCUGUCCCACCCCGGGCAUUUCUGGAAAUCUGCAGAGUAG